CCAAAGCGCAGCGCGGGAGAGUCUGCGAUGUCAGAGAACGGCUCCUUCGCCAAUUGCUGCGAGGCCGGCGGGUGGGCAGUGCGCCCGGGCUGGUUGGGUACUGGCAGGGCGCAACCCUCCAGGACCCCUCGACCUCCUUGGGUGGCUCCCGCGCUAUCCGUGGUGCUCAUCGUCACCACCGCCGUGGACGUUGUGGGCAACCUCCUGGUGAUUCUCUCCGUGCUCAGGAACCGCAAGCUCCGAAACGCAGGUAAUUUGUUCUUGGUGAGUCUGGCGUUGGCUGACCUGGUGGUGGCCUUGUACCCCUACCCGCUAAUCCUCGUGGCCAUCUUCUAUGACGGCUGGGCCCUGGGGGAGGAGCACUGUAAGGCCAGCGCCUUUGUGAUGGGCCUGAGCGUCAUCGGCUCUGUCUUCAACAUCACUGCCAUCGCCAUUAACCGCUACUGCUACAUCUGCCACAGCGUGGCCUACCACCGAAUCUACAGGCGCUGGCACACCCCUCUGCACAUCUGCCUUGUCUGGCUCCUCACCGUGGUGGCCUUGCUGCCCAACUUCUUUGUGGGGUCCCUGGAGUACGACCCACGCAUCUAUUCCUGCACCUUCAUCCAGACGGCCAGCACCCAGUACACGGCAGCAGUGGUGGUCAUCCACUUUCUCCUUCCCAUCGCUGUCGUGUCCUUCUGCUACCUGCGCAUCUGGGUGCUGGUGCUCCAGGCCCGCAGGAAAGCCAAGCCAGAGAGCACGCUGUGCCUGAGGCCCAGCAACUUGCGGAGCUUUCUAACCAUGUUUGUGGUGUUUGUGAUCUUUGCCGUCUGCUGGGCCCCACUUAACUGCAUCGGCCUUGCUGUGGCCAUCAACCCACAAGAAAUGGCUCCCCAGAUCCCUGAGGGGCUAUUUGUCACUAGCUACUUACUGGCUUAUUUCAACAGCUGCCUGAAUGCCAUUGUCUAUGGGCUCCUGAAUCAAAACUUCCGCAGGGAGUACAAGAGGAUCCUCUUGGCCCUUUGGAACCCACGGCACUGCAUUCAGGACUCUUCCAAGGGCAGCCAUGCAGAGGGGCUGCAGAGCCCAGCUCCACGCAUCAUUGGUGUGCAGCACCAGGCAGAUGCUCUCUAGCCUGGAUCUGAGGCACACCAGCUGCACGACAAACUCAUGAAAUGGUGGGAGUGAGUCUGCUGCAAGGGUGAGACCAGGCAGCGUGCUGGACCACACUGUCCUGUUGGCAUCACAGCCCCAAGGCUGGGGGAACUUCAUGCUGGGACAAGGAGCUCAUCAGUGCCAUGGGUUCAGGCUGAUCCAGGAGAUGCUCACAGCCACGGGACCUGGCAAACACUCUUGGUGGUGUCUUGGGGACUUGGUGCACACAAGACCAAGGAAGGGACAGAAUGAGGAAAGGCCUGGGGCAGAAGAGCCCAACUCCUUCUCAUAGGUGACCCUCAUCCUCCUGCCUUGGCCUCCUGGCUACUUUCUCCCCUUCCCCCAGGCGUGGCAGGAUCUCUUCCUGUUAGCAAGGAUGAAAGAGAGAGGUCAGUAGGGCUGGAACUUGGUAACUCUGCAAGGGCCUCAGGUGGGGCAAGUGCAGAGGGCAAGCAUUCCAUACUCCCCCAUUGACCUUCCUUACACACACACACACACACACACACACAUAUCACACACACACAUCACAACCACACAUGCAUCACACCACAGACAUACCACACUAUGCACACAUAGCCACCAUACUCCACACUGUACACAUACAUGUUACACACACAUAGCCACCACAUCACAAACAACACUGCACACACACACACUCACACUUCUCCAGCAUCUGGAGCACAAAGUCUGUUUGGCCUCCCUUCCUGGUUCCAUCAUGUUCAGGUCGUGGGAUUUGGGGAAAAUCUCUUAACCUCCCUGUUCCUCAGUUUACUCAUCUUAAAGUGAGGAUCGUGCCAUAGUCAGCCUCCCAGGUUGUUGUGAGGAUUCACUGGGAUAAUACAUCUGCAGAACUGAGGACAGUGUCUGACAUGUGGCCAGCACCCAGUAAUUAUUAGCUUUUGUUAUUAUAACUACAUAAAAUGAAGGAGGAAAGUCAUAUACAAAGAAAGGAAGGGCUAUCACCGGGCGCGGUGCCUCACCCCUGCCUUGGCUUGAACCCAGGAGUUCAAGACCAGCCCGAGCAACAUGGCA
Messenger RNA from Cercocebus atys (sooty mangabey), 2169 nucleotides. RefSeq names its product melatonin receptor 1B (gene MTNR1B). The record is from RefSeq and is a predicted model, not a curated record. The transcript is spliced from 2 exons. Gene Ontology annotation, molecular function: melatonin receptor activity. Gene Ontology annotation, biological process: G protein-coupled receptor signaling pathway. Bases 28 to 1116 code for a protein of 362 amino acids. Gene Ontology annotation, cellular component: membrane. Lineage: Eukaryota; Metazoa; Chordata; Mammalia; Primates; Cercopithecidae.